Molecule: messenger RNA, 2075 nt
Organism: Pyricularia oryzae 70-15
Lineage: Eukaryota; Fungi; Ascomycota; Sordariomycetes; Magnaporthales; Pyriculariaceae
Exons: 1
Coding region: 811-1491 (226 amino acids)
Source: RefSeq, a predicted model, not a curated record
AAAAAAGCAAGUCAGAGCACCUGAACAAAAAAGAACCAACGCUCACUCCGAUUCAUCGAUAUUUUUCGAUCGUGAAUUCGCCGCCCUUGGACAAUAUUAAUUAACAAACAAACAACCAAACAACAAAAACCAGGUGGACAAAAAUUUGUAAUGAAUGAGGUAGCUAAUCUCAUCAAUUGCCUCCGCCUGCCCGUUUCGGCGUUCCAAUUGCACGCUGUCUCACUCAUCUUGUUAUUCUUACCCUGUUUAAGGUGCUUCCGUCCCAUUCGUCCGUGCAUUCGCGUGCGGGUGGUUAUUAUUGUUGCGAAUAGGACGCAGCAAGGUCUGAAUAAGAUGCAUCUCUUGUAGCAAGCCAUGAGUGGGGAGGUGAUCGCCCUUGCAUCUUCCCGCCUUGUCAAAAAAGGAGGAGAGAUACAACCAUCGGCUAUUGUUCUUCAUGGCCAAUCUCACCUGGUCUCCUCCAAAAGUCGGGUCAGGCUGCUUGCUAUUCAACAUACUUACCGGACAGCAGGUUUCCGAUGGGCGCCGCGCAAUGUCGCAGGGCUGCCCUAUUUGUGUCUGGGGUGGACGACCAGAAUAGAUAAGGAGUGCCUACCUACAUAUAUAUGUAUAUCCCUUUCCGUGGUUGUUGGGUUUCUUUCUCAUUCGCCUUCUCUAUUCCCCCGGCCUUUUCGUGUAAAUUUUUUCGAGAAAGAGGCGGUUGUUGACUCUGACACACCUCGUCUGUCUGAUUCACAACACUAACUCUUGUUCCGUAUCUCUCUCCCCAAUCCGCACCCAAACCACUCGCAAACAUCACGUCUCCCGGCAAUGUCUCAACCACCAUAUAAGCAAGGCGACCACAGGGCAACGGUCCUCAAGGAGCAAACCACCAUAACACCAUCCACCUGCCCACCGCAGCCACAACAACCACAACCACCACCACCGGCAUACACCCCUCGCUCCGGCCAACUCCCAAUGCCCAGAGUCAUGCCCAUGCCCAUGCACUGCAUCACAUCCGACCUCCUGGCGAGGCUCUUGACCUUUGCCUCCGAGGCAAGACCGAGCGCCAACGCCGCUGAGCAACACGACUGCGCAGAGAGCAUGUCGCCGAUAUCCAUCAAGGUCAACACGGCCGUCCGCGUCAACCAAAACGACAACCUGGUCGACAUUGGCAGGCCGGGACCCUCGGACAUCGCCGAGGCCAUCGUGAGCGCCAUAGAGCGCGCCAGCAGCGCCUCGGCCGGCAUCCCCAUGAUCGACGGGAGCGGCGAGCCGAGGCCGAUCAAGAUCGACGUCGACGCCACCGUCGAGGUCGGCGGCUCGAGGAACGUCGUGGGAAAGGAAGACUUCCUGCGCGAGUACCUGAGGACCCUGGGCGCUGCUGUCGCCUACAGGGCCAAGAGGAGGCGGCCGUCGUCCGUGUCCGGGUCGGAAGAUGACAGGUCUGAGGAUGAUGCGGCGGCUGGUGAUGCCAGCAUACCGGCUGCCAAGAGGUCACGGAGUACCUGAUUCUAUCUCCACGCCUUGUGUUAUUGCAAUGUCUUUCUGUGUUUGAUUAUCAGGUUAUUGGAGGUAUACGUUGCUUCUCUCUCUUUCUCUCAUUUCCCCCUUGGGCUUUGUGACGCCACCAAGAUUCACAAUCAUGUUCAAUGUUUCAUUGUCUACACGGGGCAAAAGGACGGCAUUUUGAGUAUUGAAAGGAUACCCUUUUUCACUUGGAUAUACUUUAGGGAUGGGUUGGAACGGAUUGAAUUUCAUCUUGGGUACUUAACUUUAAGGUAUGCAGCCCCACGAACCGAGCCAUUAAUAGGCUCAAGUGGCCGUGACGAGGAACAUGAAGUGAUUUGACCCCCACUCGGCAAUAACUCCAAGAAUAGGUCGUACUUUUGUAACCAGUUUGUGACCACGUGUUGGGAUGAAGAUGAAAUGGAAUUGAAAAGGAACAAGAAAGAAAAUUUACAUAUUGAAAAUCAGGCUCAGUGGUAGGAAAAGUCCUAGUCUCCGGCCAACUACAAGCUUCUAUAAAUAAUUAAAGACGUAUUUCGUCGUACCAAGAAAAUCCCCUUCGAGCUUGCUCGUGCAGGGAUCAGCCG